Molecule: messenger RNA, 3654 nt
Organism: Pteronotus mesoamericanus
Lineage: Eukaryota; Metazoa; Chordata; Mammalia; Chiroptera; Mormoopidae
Gene: TANGO2
Product: transport and golgi organization 2 homolog
Exons: 9
Coding region: 158-1180 (340 amino acids)
Biological process (GO): Golgi organization; protein secretion
Cellular component (GO): Golgi apparatus
Source: RefSeq, a predicted model, not a curated record
UGUGCUUUGUAGCCAGCGCCAGUGCACUAAGAAUGACUGGUGCCAAGUCUGUGACCCGUUCUUCCUGUGUUUCGGAAUUACCAGGGGGUUAGACAGGGGAAAGCCAAGCUCACUGAGCUGGGAUCUGGGUAGGCUUCAGCUGGCUUUCUUAGAGAGGAUGGGAAGCUCUUGGCUUUGGUUUGAAGAGGACACUUUCCUUUUGCUUCAUGCUUCACCGGUCCUUCCUCCAGGGGCUCAGGUGUGCCCAGAGAUGUGUCCAUGGGAAGUGCUAGCCCCGCUGUGCACACGUGGAUCUGCCCGGGCUGCAGACUGUGUGACCCCGUGUAAGCAAAGCCAGUCUCGGGGACCCAUGUGCAUCAUCUUCUUUAAGUUCGAUCCUCGCCCUGUUUCCAAAAAUGCAUACAGGCUCAUCCUGGCAGCCAACAGGGAUGAAUUCUACCAGAGACCAUCCAAGACAGCAGACUUCUGGGGGAACAACAACGAGAUCCUCAGUGGGCUCGACAUGGAGGAAGGCAAGGAAGGAGGCACGUGGCUGGGUAUCAGCACGCGUGGGAAGCUGGCGGCGCUCACCAACUACCUGCAGCCACAUCAGGACCCUGCUGCCAGGGGCCGAGGUGAACUUGUGGCCCAAUUUCUGACCACGGACAUGGACAGUCUAUCCUACCUGAAGAAGGUCUCCACAGAGGGUCACCUGUACAAUGGUUUCAACCUCAUAGCAGCCGACCUGAGCACAGAGAAGGAAGAUGUCAUCUGCUACUAUGGAAACCAAGGGGAUCCCGAACCCAUUGUCCUGGCACCAGGCACCUAUGGACUGAGCAACGCGCUGCUGGAGACGCCUUGGAAGAAGCUGUGCUUUGGGAAGCAGCUCUUCAUGGAGGCUGUGGAGCGGAGCCAGGCACUCCCUAAGGAUGUCCUCAUUGCCCAGCUUCUGGAUGUGCUCAACAACGAGGAGGCGCAGUUGCCGGACCCGGCCAUUGAGGACCAGGGCAGGGAGUACGUGCGGCCCAUCCUGAGCAAGUACGCGGCUGUGUGCGUGCGUUGCCCAGACUACGGCACCAGAACCAACACGGUCAUCCUCGUGGAUGCAGACGGACACGUGACCUUCACAGAGCGCAGCAUGCUAGACAAGGACCCUUCCCGCUGGGAGACCAAUACCUAUGAGUUUAGGCUGCAGAGCUAAGUCCUACCCCUGGGUGUGGCCAGACAGCCCCUGUGAGGCCCUGCCUUGAGGGCUGGAUGGGAACCUUCCACAGCACAUGCACUGCCCAUGCGUGACUCCACCAGUGUCCCUCAGGAACAGGGCCCGCUGAUUUGUGUGUGAUCUCUGUGUCCCUAUAUCCAGAUGGAGGUCCACCCUUAUGCCAGUGGGAAUGACAGGAUCCCACAGCCAGUUCAGGGACAGGUCCAGGUGUGCUGUGCAUGUGUGAAUGCACCUGGCCCUGCCCCCUGCCCAUGCAUAAAGACACACACACAAGGCACAUGCUUACACACAUGCCUAUACAUGCACAGGCACACAUGUACACCCAUUGGGCACACAUGCGCAGGCACAGGCAAUAGCCAUGUGCACACAUGCUAGCACACACACAUGCCCUCGUACCAGACAAGCAGAGAUGUGCCUCUCACCCCCACACGUGCUUUUGGCCAGUGGGUCUUUGCUUUGAUCAAAACAACAGUAGACCUUUGUUAAAAAAGUCCCCUUCUCUCCUGGGCAUAGUCUAGUUCCUGACAACCAGACCUGCUUUUGAAGGAGAGAAAGGCCACACUGGGAAUGAGGAAUGAAAAAGACCCAAGAAAAACCUACUCUCCUAACAGAAGCUCAGGUCUGGUUGGUGGACCCAGUAGUCCUGUGUGCUCUAGGGGGUCCCACGUGCAUGGGACUGUCCCGUGACUGGGAGUCCUGUGUGUGCUGGGCACCUCAGCAGCCUGUCAGGCCCUGCCUGCCCACUGGGUGUGGGUUCUGGGCAGGCCCAGCUCAGCGAGGGGACACAGCCAGCCCCUGCCUCUCCCUUCUCCUUGGCGAGGCAGACCUCAUAGGGAUCUGUACUUGAACGUGAGAUGGCGAUAAUAAAACUCUGUGGCUGUGGUGAGUCCACACAUUCCAGGCCCUUAACUUGUGUGCUGGGGACACUGGAGCUAUUGUGUGUGAGGGGCUGGGGGCUGCUCGCCCAGGCCGCAGGAGUUCCCACGGCACAGGUGCUGGUACAAGGCUCCUUCAAUUUCCUGCUUUCGCUUAUGGCCUGAGUGCUCUGAGGGUCGUUGGGCAGAAGCCGGGGUGCGGGAGAGCCCGUGUAUAUAGGACACAGCAGGUGCCAGUGACAGGGCCUCCUGAGCUGGGCUGAGGAGCCAGGGAUUUACCCAGGUGCAGUGGGGAGCCCCCGAGAACCCCCAGAGGGAGCAGUGUGGUCAGACUUGCACUUGGUGUGGACCAUGGAGGCCAGAUGGUGGGGUGGGUUUCAGGGUAAGAGGGUAAUGGAGUCUAUCUCAACCCCAGGACCGGGGUUUUGGGCAAACACUCGGGAGUCGCUGUCCCUAGCUGGGGCCAAACAUAAGGGAGUUUUCCACAUGUUGAAUGCCAUGACCCUGGCUUCCCUCUGCCUCUGUAGCUGACCCCCAACUUGGCCUUUGCAGAGAAAUGAGACCUUGGGGAAGACUGUGGACCUGCAUCAGGCCUGGCUGGCCUGCUCACCCCUUCUUCCUUCCCACUUCUCACGGGCCUGAUGUUCUCCUUGGCUCUCUUUGACCUCAGAGGAAAAGUGCUUGAGCAUAUCCAGGCCUGAAGGGGGGUAGUAUAGGUGACACAGCCCAUGUUCCCAGGCCCAAGAGAGCCUGUGUACAUGGGACACAGGAGGUACCAGUGACAGGGCCUCCUGAUCUGGACCGAGGAGCUAGGGACUGACCCAGGCGCGGUGGAGAACCCCUGAGGGAGCAGAGUGGUCAGACGUGCGCUCUGUGGACCAUGGAGGCGCCUCAGGCUCCCAGCUCAGGCACUGCUAGUGCCCGGCACCCUUUGUCUGCCUCACAGCAUGGACCCUGUGCCAGUAUCCGCCCUGGCCAGGCACGUCCACCCUCGUGGGGCACCACUGGGCUGGGAGCAGAGCCAUCGAAGAGCCUCCAAAUAAUGUUCACCUCUGCCCUGGGAAGAGGCAUCAGGGGAAAGCUUCCCCACCCUUGUCAUGGGCCGCUCUGUGUCCAGCCUGCCCAGGGCUCCCCAACAGCCUGGGUCCCCUGAGGAAGGGGCAGCUCAAGGUGUGGUUCUGUGAUUGUUAGGGGUUGAAUUUUGUGCCCCCAAAAGAUACGCUGUAAUCCUUAUUCGGGACCUUAUUAGGUCUUUAUAGAGGUAAUCAAGAUAAAAUGAGGUCAUUGGUGGGGGCCUAAACAAAUAUAACUGGUGUCCUUAUAAAAAGGAAAAUUUGGAUACAGACAGACACGCACUAGAGAGAAUGCCCUAUGAAGACAAUCAUCACGCUGUCACAUGCCAAGAAAUUACCAGAAGCUGAGAGAGGCCUGGAACAGAUCCUUUCCUGGCACCAUUAGAGGGAGUGUGGCCCUGCUGUCACAUUGAUCUCAGACUUCAGACCUUCAGAACUGUGAGAGAAUAAAAUUCUGUUGUUUAUGCCAGCGGUCCCCAACCUUUUUGGCAUCACAGAGGGUUUC